This is a messenger RNA of Perkinsus marinus ATCC 50983, 447 nucleotides long. RefSeq lists its product as hypothetical. NCBI's taxonomy places the organism in Eukaryota, Perkinsozoa, Perkinsida, Perkinsidae. Gene Ontology annotation, molecular function: ribonuclease P RNA binding. Gene Ontology annotation, biological process: tRNA 5'-leader removal. The transcript is spliced from 4 exons. Gene Ontology annotation, cellular component: ribonuclease P complex. The coding region runs from base 1 to 447 and encodes 148 amino acids. The record is from RefSeq and is a predicted model, not a curated record.
AUGGCAGGCAGAGUGUCUUCCCGGUAUCUCGUAUUAGAACUACAACCAGCUGAUGGUCAAUCCUCUAUUGCGAAUGUUAUAAAGACGAGCUUGGAAAAGGAAGUGAGAGCAGCGAUUCAUACAAAUUUCGGCGACUACGGUGCGGCUAUGAUUGGUCAAGUGACGAAGGUGGCUGAGGUCGUCGAUAUCACACCGAGGAGAGUUAUUGCUGUCAUUAAGACCCCAGCGUUCCAUACGGAGGACUGUGUUGGGAGCUUGGACACAUCCUUAAGAAGUGUGAAGGUUGGGAGUGGAAGAGAGAUGCCUAUCAAAUUCAGAGUAGUGGCCAUAGUGGGAUCGGCACCGAAUGUUCGGAAACGUAUAUUAUACUACAUGGUUGAGGGGCUUGGGGUGGCCGAUGAGAAGAAGUUAAAGACGAUCUCAGAACGAUUGGAUACAUUAACGUGA